This is a messenger RNA of Saccostrea echinata, 756 nucleotides long. RefSeq lists its product as uncharacterized. Bases 1 to 756 code for a protein of 251 amino acids. The record is from RefSeq and is a predicted model, not a curated record. The transcript has 4 exons. NCBI's taxonomy places the organism in Eukaryota, Metazoa, Mollusca, Bivalvia, Ostreida, Ostreidae.
AUGUUAUGCAUUGUUCAAGCAACUUCCUGGAUAUCGGUUACAAAUGACCAGUUCAUAGGGGAAUUUGGUUUGCCAUAUACAUCUGUAACGAUCAGAAUACGGAAGUAUAAUACCUCAACACAAGCCGAAGAUUAUGUGGAUUAUGAGAAAACGUAUAAUGUCACAGCAUUAAAAUCUAAGGAAGGCGAUUCAAUAAACAUUUCAUGGACAGAUGAAUAUUUUCAAGAAAGUGGAAAUUACUUCAUUCUUCAUGAAUAUAAUGGCUCAGUGUCACAAAUUAUAAACAUAACUAAUGCUAAUCCGUCCUUAACUGAAAAAUAUGUAUAUCAUCCUCCCCCUUUUAAUUCUACAAACAUACUGAUUGAGGUGAAAAAUGUAACAGCGGGAGAUGCUGGAUUUUACAUAGGAAGUCCUUCAGCGAACAAUGCUUGGUCAGGAGAAACAGGAGCUGUUCUAAUUGUUUCUGGAAAACCACUGAAACCUACCAUAACAGGAGAUCUAGAUGUAAAGGUGGGAGAAUAUGCCAAUCUGAAAUGUGAAAGUAGAUCUACGUCUGCUCCGUACUAUUACAAGACGUUUCCGCCAUUAUCAUAUUCUUGGUUUGUCAACAGCACUAAGCUAGACAGAGAGGAUAGAGAGACCUACAGCUUAAUUGUUACCAAAGAUGUUAGAUAUAACCGAUAUAGCUGCCAGUCAAACGAAACUCUUGAAUCAGACGAAAGUGAAGAAAUUCGGAUUAACCUUUUUUGUAAGUAA